Clupea harengus (Atlantic herring) is the source of this 3220-nucleotide messenger RNA. Its product is annotated as integrin beta-2-like. Gene Ontology annotation, biological process: integrin-mediated signaling pathway; cell-matrix adhesion; cell adhesion mediated by integrin. Gene Ontology annotation, cellular component: integrin complex; cell surface; focal adhesion. Gene Ontology annotation, molecular function: protein kinase binding; integrin binding; amyloid-beta binding. Lineage: Eukaryota; Metazoa; Chordata; Actinopteri; Clupeiformes; Clupeidae. The record is from RefSeq and is a predicted model, not a curated record.
UUUCUUGUAAGUGGAAGUAACUAAGCACAGAGCAGGAGCUGAUGAUCAGUGCUGGGGCACGGUCGUGUUUCUAGUGAACUGCUGUACAUCUAAACUAGAAAUGUCGCCAUCUGUGUGUCUUCAAGUCUUCAUCCUGCUGUCAGCCACAAGAAAUGUCUGGCCUGAGGAAACCUGUACGAAGGGUGCGGUCAACUCCUGUGCUGACUGUAUCGUGUCUGGGCCAUUCUGUGCGUGGUGCAAAUUUGAGAAUUUCACCAAACAAGGCGAGCCGGAUGCAGCACGCUGUAACACCAAGGCAAAGCUGAAGGAGAAUCACUGCAAAGAGACCGACAUCAUCUCUCCAGAAAACACUUACAAGCCUAUUAAACAAAAGCCACUGACAAAAGCCACUGGAACAGCAGACCCAGUGCAAGUCUAUCCUCAAGAGGUUAAACUGGACCUUCGACCUGGCCUUCCGCAAACAAUCACCCUCAAGUUUAAAAGGGCAGAGGGCUACCCAGUGGAUCUUUACUACCUAAUGGACCUCUCCUACUCCAUGAAGGAUGACCUGGACAAAUUAAAAACUCUGGGAAAAGAUUUAGUUUCAGCACUACAAACGAUAACUGGUGGCAGUGGCAAAGCAAGAAUUGGUUUCGGCUCAUUUGUUGACAAGACUGUUCUGCCAUUCACAAACACCAACAAAGAAAAACUGAAGAAUCCUUGUCAAGACGAGACCGAGCGCUGUCAGCCACCAUUUGGUUUCAAACAUAUUGUCAAGCUGACAAAUCAAUAUCAGUUAUUCAAUGACGAAGUAGCCAAGCAGAACAUCUCUGGAAAUCUCGACACUCCUGAAGGAGGCAUGGAUGCCAUCAUGCAGGCCGCAAUGUGUGAGAACGACAUUGGCUGGGGAAAUGCCACACGCUUGCUAGUUCUAGCCACCGACGCUGGCUUCCAUAUGGCUGGUGAUGGGAAAUUGGCUGCAAUUCUGGAACCAAAUGAUGAAACAUGCCACUUGCAGAAGAACAUAUACAGCCAAAGCAGCUUACUGGACUAUCCAUCUGUUGGUCAAAUUGCAAGGGCCUUAGAUAUGAAAAACAUUCAGCCCAUUUUUGCCGUCACAAGCACCGUGACAGAUGUGUACAGGGAGCUGAGCAAGAUGAUCCCAAAGUCAGAGGUGGGAGAACUGUCUAGCGAUUCUGGGAAUGUGGUCAAGUUAAUCGAGGAUGCCUACAAUAAACUCUCCUCUAAAGUCAUUGUGACUCAUGAUGUACCGCCAGAAAAGGUGACGGUGAAAUACACCUCAGACUGUAAAGAUGGAACCGAGCCUGGAGACGAGGGGGUCUGUGAUAAUGUAGCCCUCGGACAGGAGGUGACUUUCUUCGUUCAAGUGACGGCACUUGAAUGCCUGAACAACGUUUCCUUCUAUGUUGGCCCAAGAGGCUUCAAUGAAAAAAUGAAGGUGACCAUUUCAACCCGCUGUGAAUGUGAAUGCGAUGAUCCGGUGGAGCCGCAGCACCCGCACUGUGCUCGUCAAGGAGAAGUCAAAUGUGGGACGUGCAAAUGCAAUAAGGGUUAUACAGGCCAGAAGUGCGAGUGUAGCCAGGGGAAUUUGGAUGACGUGAGCCUGAGGCAAAUGUGCCGGAGGGAGAACAACACAGAGUGUGAAGGUCGCGGGGACUGUGUCUGUGGUCAAUGCCAGUGCCACACCAGCCCGAGUGGUCAACCCUACUACAGUAAAUACUGCGAGUGUGACGACGAGCACUGCCAGAUGCACGACAACAAGCCGUGUUCAGGUCAUGGGGACUGUAAGUGUGGGAUAUGUCAGUGUCACGCCGAUUACGAAGGCGAUGCCUGCCAUUGUAAAAAGUCGAACGCGGCCUGCAAAACUGGCAGCACCAUCUGCAAUGGCCGUGGCACGUGCGAGUGCAAUGCGUGCAAGUGCUCUAGGGGCUACCAAAAGCCUUUCUGUCUGACCUGCCAGGCUUGCACACCACCGUGUCAUCAGUCUGCGAAGUGUAUUGAGUGCCUGGGCUUUGGUGAUGGUCCGUACCAGAAAAACUGCUCCACAGCCUGCAAUCACCUCACUCACACCACAGUGGAAAAACUCAACCCAUUCAACCCAGAUGCUAGGAAAUGUGAAGUAAAGGACUCGAAAAAUUGCUGGCUCGAUUUCACCAUGAAGGAACUGCAAGGAUUUGACAAAUACGAGGUUGAAAUACAAAAGGAAAGAAGGUGCCCCGAGCCACCAAACAUCAUUGCCAUUGUAGCUGGUUCUGUCGCUGGGGUGGCCCUGAUUGGCCUCCUGAUCUUACUCAUCAUCAAGGCUCUGCUGUACGCAAGAGACUUAAAGGAGUGGAAGAAGUUUGAGAAUGAGAAGAAGAAAACCAAAUGGGCCAAUGCUGACAAUCCCUUAUUUAAGGAGGCAACAACUACAGUGACAAAUCCUACGUUCUCUGGAGAGUGACCUCAAACAUAGGUACAAAAAGAGCCCGUCCCGUAAUACUUCUGUCGACGUGUGCAGUGGGUAUAUGCAUAUGUUUAGACACCGCUGUUGUAUAUGCAGCUUGCUAAUGCAGCACACAGGAAGUUAGUCGAACAUAUCAGGUGUCAAGGGACACUGUGGCUACUGUGUAUAGAGAUACUUUGUUUUGUAUUACUUUCAAUUAAACAUUGUGUUUUUCUGUGUUCAAAAACUCUUGCAUAAUCUUCAGUUCAGGAUGUUUUAUCAUUUACAAUGUGUACUCAUAGUAACUGAUUUAGUUCAAUGUGUUUCUAUGAUGGCUUUUAAUAGAAUGUUGUAUAAGUGCUUGUGUAUAGUGUAUUUAAAUAUUUUGAUUACAUUUUGCCUAAUUUUUCUAAUCAAAAACAUUUCAAAGAGGCUAGGAAGACAUGGUUUAUGUAUAUUGUGCUUAUAGUUCAGGAAUGAGUUGAUUUGUUUUUUAGUUUAAUUCAAGAUUAGUUUUAGAUGAGUCCUUUAUAUUUAGUAUUUAUUAAGCCAAAAAGAAUCUGUGGUUGUUGUUUUUACUGAUUUUGCUAUGCUUGUGUAGAAGUCGGGUUAAAUUGGGCAAAUGUUGUAUUUUCGAACUUAAUAUUAUUUAGCAAUAAUAGCACCCAUAUUCGGGUAGAUGGAUGAUUGGAUUGGAUUGGAUUCAAUUUAUUGUCAUUGCACAGAGUACAAGUACAGAGGCAACGAAAUGUAAAGAAUGAUCUGCUUACAACCUCAAUAAACACCAUUCUCAGA